Messenger RNA from Hibiscus syriacus, 811 nucleotides. RefSeq names its product extensin-like. Gene Ontology annotation, biological process: plant-type cell wall organization. NCBI's taxonomy places the organism in Eukaryota, Viridiplantae, Streptophyta, Magnoliopsida, Malvales, Malvaceae. The transcript is spliced from 4 exons. The record is from RefSeq and is a predicted model, not a curated record. Bases 35 to 610 code for a protein of 191 amino acids. Gene Ontology annotation, molecular function: structural constituent of cell wall.
GCAUAACAAAACUAAGCCCAGCUUUGUAGUAAACAUGGGGAAAAUGGGGUCUUCAAUGAUCUCUCUCUUUCUUUCUCUCUUAAUCUUAGCUUUUAGCUUGCCUUUUGAAAUCUCAGCUGAUCAUACUUAUUCCUCACCUCCACCUCCUCCUGAGAAGUAUCCACCACCACCCUAUCAUUACAAGUCACCACCACCUCCUCCUCCCAAGGAGGCAUACAAGUACAAAUCUCCUCCUCCACCAACCCCUGUUUACAAGUAUAAGUCUCCACCACCUCUGCCGGUGCAUUAUCCUCCACCACCUUACAAGUACAAGUCUCCUCCUCCUCCCAAGGAGUCAUACAAGUACAAGUCUCCUCCUCCUCCCAAGGAGUCAUACAAGUACAAGUCUCCUCCUCCUCCCAAGGAGUCAUACAAGUACAAGUCUCCUCCUCCACCUCCUCCAGUCUACAAUACAAGUCUCCUCCUCCUCCUCCUAAGGAGCCAUACAAGUACAAGUCUCCACCUCCACCUCCUCCGGUUUACAAGUACAAGUCUCCUCCUCCUCCCAAGGAGACAUACAAGUACAAGUCACCACCACCACCUCCUCACCACUACUAAGUUACGGUUGUGAUCGUAGUCUAAGGAGAAGAGUGAUUCAAAUAAAGCAACAAAAUAUGGUUUGAACAAAUAUAUAGAGAGGCCGUGGAGAUGAAAAUCAGGAGCCCAGCUUAGUCUCCGCGUCUGAAGUUAAUGAUGUAGACAAAUUUAUAUUCGGCAAUGUAUUGUCCAGUGCGCCCACUUGUUUUAAUAAUAAAAAUGAAUCCUUAUGUAA